CGGAUAACAUCUGAGAGAUUAUAUCUAAGUAUCCCAUCCCACCAAUUCAUUCUCCCAAAGCCCCAGAAAAGGAACAAGAAGGACAGUAAGAAGACAUGAGAGAUAUUCAAACUCAUGUGAAAAUCUUUUUCAUCUUAGUCAUAAUCGUAACAGCGUCAACAAGAGCACAAAAGAGUCCUCAUCAUGGAAACAACCAUGACCUCUCCAUCGCAAUAGAAGAAAUGGAGAAAGCAAACUACUUCUCUUUCGUGAUGCUUAUCAACAUGUUAAACUCCACAAACCCUAGAUUCUUAGCCAAUAUCACCUUCUUGAUGCCAAAGGACAAAACCCUUUCAAGAUCAAACAUUAUCCAACAAGAUUCUAUCUCCGAGUUCUUGCUUCGCCACUCGAUCCCUUCUCCUCUUCUUUUCGAGCAUCUUAAUCUCAUUCCCAAUGGCUCUAUUGUUCCGUCCUCUUUACCACAUUACACCCUCAAGAUCUCCAACGGUGGAAGGUUAAACUACUUUGUCAACAAUGUCAAGAUCAUAAGCCGCAAUAUUUGUACCCUAGGUACUAUCAAGUGCCAUGGCAUCGACGGUGUAUUACCAUCUCCAAGUGCUAUCAACGAUGAUUCUCCUCGGGGUUCACCUUUCAUUUCUUGCCCUAGCAGUGAACGCGAUAGUACUCAUCAUAACAAUAGUGAUCACAAUAGUUCUCGUCCUGAUGAUCAUACUCAUGAUACUCAUCAUGUUGCUCAUCCUCCGACCAUUAGCAGUCCGAGUCUUGUGCCAAAAUCAGAUUCUUCUACGAUUGGUGAGGGGUAUACGUCAGGUUUUAUCGUCCUUCUCGGAUUACUAUCGUGCGUGAUGGGCAUAGGAAUGACCAUGUAAAGUUUAACUCCGCGGACAGCACGGAUAACACCUACUAAUGUGUAAUAAUAGUAUUCACUUGUUAUAGUUUUUAUACAUAUGUGUAACAACAAGAAAAUAUGAUCUUUUUAUAUUCUGUAGCCAAUUCAAAUAUGUUUUUAAUUCUGAAAUUUCCUUCAAAAUAUAUAUUUUUAUAAAAUGCUUCGUAUUAUUUGAUUCA
This is a messenger RNA of Raphanus sativus (radish), 1068 nucleotides long. RefSeq lists its product as uncharacterized. NCBI's taxonomy places the organism in Eukaryota, Viridiplantae, Streptophyta, Magnoliopsida, Brassicales, Brassicaceae. Bases 96 to 869 code for a protein of 257 amino acids. The transcript has a single exon. The record is from RefSeq and is a predicted model, not a curated record.